Iphiclides podalirius (scarce swallowtail) is the source of this 327-nucleotide messenger RNA. Lineage: Eukaryota; Metazoa; Arthropoda; Insecta; Lepidoptera; Papilionidae. The record is from the annotation of a GenBank genome assembly.
AUGCUGUGCCGCCGUGUUAGGUUGAUAUCGAUGGCGUACACCGAUGCCAUUUGGAGUUCCGUUGCACUGUCCCCUGUUAAGGCGUGGUUUGGGCUCGCCGGUGUUAGUGGCAAAUUGCAGUGUUCAGCUCUGGGCGCUUUAUUGAAAAUCCGAUCUAUCCGCUGCAAUGACUCCGCGGGGAAACCGGCGAAAGUUACGGUCACGUCUAUAAAAGACGGUGGCGUCUUCUUCACCAUUUCAUUUCGUUCGGGACGCCUGGUCGGCUGCGUGGUCCGUGUCUGCACGCGCCCCGGUGUCACUCGUGUCGGUGUCCGUGAGCACCCUGUC